AUGUUGUAUGGGCAGGACGGUGAGAUCAGUGGGCCACCCAAAUUGUUUACGGCGCACGAUCCGAUAAAAGUGAUCAACGUUUCGGACCGAGAUUGUUGGAUCGAGCCUACGACACCCGUUGCUCGGAUUGCGGAGUAUGGGAAUAUCCCCAUAGUUGGACAGUUCGUGCGUCCUGGGUUACGGAGGAGAAUACAUUGUCCGCAAAUGCGUCAGGAAGCAUAUGAACAGAUGCUUCGGGAUGCGGCUCCACCUGCAGUCAUGGUGCCCAAGUACAAGUGGCCAACGAAGUUAUUAGUGAGGCCAAGGGAACCUGAGCGAGCCCAGGUCACGAAGAUCGUGGAAGAGCUGCCACCGCAGAGAGACGUCGAGGACGUGGGACUAGCUGAGGAUGUUACGCUUGAGGCAUACACCCCGAGCGUAAUUGACUCACUCAUGGCUGUCGACGCCCCGCCUGAACUAGUCACCCUAGAUGUCGACAUCCAGGAUGGCGGAAGGAUUGUCGGUUCAAGAUCUUGCGGAAGAGUCCCAGAUGAGACGGCCUAUGGAUCUGAAUGCAAUGUAGUCCAGGAUGACCUGAACACGGAGGACGAGGAUUCCGAGUUACCUUCGUCUGCCAUGCCUGGAACACCACUCGCAAGACUUGAUGCGGCAUAUACCAGGUGUAUGCGAGUGAGCGCUGAAGAACUCGAUUUGGAACCAGCGGUUUACAUUCGGGAAUGGGGUGAGCUUAUGUCUCAGUUGAAGGAUCAGUUGGUCAUGUUACCUGAUUUGGAUGAUCUCUCCCCUGAAUGUGAUAUUGAGGCCGCUGACGUUGGGGAACAUGGUGAAAGCACGGAGGCUCAGGAAGAGCAGCUGAAGUCCAUCUUGAAAAGACACAAGAACAUCUUCUUAGGUGACGGGAACGCUGCCCCACCUCCGGCGAGAGGCGUCAUCUGUGAUUUGGAUGUGGGUGAUGCUAAGCCAGUUGCCCAAAGACCCCGAUGGGUUGGUCCACACUUAGUCAUCAAGGUGUAUGAAUUGCUGAAGAAGCUCCUGGAAGCUACGCUGAUUGAACACUCUGAAUCGCCAUGGGCAUCACCAAUUGUGAUAAUGAUAAAUAAUUGCCUGUGGGGAUUGGUACGGCUAUUACCCGAAGCGGAAGCACACGUGGACCAGGAUGUGUUAGAUUAUCUGGAGUUAGCCCCUCAGUCGCCGAGUGACCAGAUGGGCGUCGAACGCAGCAUGACACCACUUGUGGAACAGAUGACAGUUUUCAGGCGCAACAUUCCCGCGCCAUCCCAAAUGGGGCCGGUCUUGGGGCGUAGCUCAUAUAUUGAUGACAUCGCGCAUGGGGCGGCCACGUGGGAUCAGCUAUGCGGUGAUCUAGAUGCGCUGCUCUAUCGGUUACGGUAUUGGAGUAUCUCAGUUAGUUUGCCCAAGAGCGAGAAGCGUGUCAUACCAUAUCUCUCUCAUGAGAUUGGUGCUGAAGGGAUACGUGCCACCCCGAAGAUCAUAAAAGGCAUUCAGGAGUUACCGUUUCCGUCUACCCUGAAAGGAGUUCAGUCAUUUCUAGGCAUCCUGAAUUACUACCCCAAGUUCAUUGAGGAUUGCGCUGUGGUAGCUGCUUCACUCUAUGAGUUAACCGACGACCAAGUUGUAUCUACACCUCUACUCAGGCACCCAGAUCGGACGAAACCUUUUGUGAUCAUCCCGCAUGCAAAUCAGUGGGCCGCUUGUGCAGUUCUAGGACAAAUGCAUGACGGACUAGUUCAACCGGUUCGUUUCACGGGGCGCGUCCUGAGUGACGCUGAACUCAAGUAUCAUAUUGCUGAGAAAGAGGUUCUCGCUGUGAUGCGAGUGCUCCAUGUGUUCAAGAACAUGAUCGAAGGAUGUCCGCUGAUAAUCUACAUUCGACAUUCAGUGUUGAAGUGGGUCAUCAACUCUAAGACCGCUGAAGGUCGUUUGGUGCCAUGGGGCGUCGCUCUCUCACAGUACGAUUUGGAGAUUCGGAAGGUCAGUCGAGACGAGGAUGGUUUAGCCGCAGGCAUUACCCCCAGAGAGCACUUGGAUGAAGUCGCCGAAGUACUCAUUCCGGCCAAGGGGCGCGUCAAACCACCCCCAGUUAGGAGACUAGCUGAAUGUGAAACCUUGAAGAAACGCUUCCAGACGGUUCGAUUGGUGCACAUGAAGCGCGAAUUCAACCAGGCUGCUGACUACCUGACAUCGAAGACUCUU
Molecule: messenger RNA, 2214 nt
Organism: Phytophthora megakarya
Lineage: Eukaryota; Oomycota; Peronosporomycetes; Peronosporales; Peronosporaceae
Source: the annotation of a GenBank genome assembly